CUGCUUUGAUCGCACAAGACAUGAUUCAAAGCACGUUGGAAGCCAAGCAAGAAAGUAGUCAGAUUAUUUUCUCUCUAAGGUGACUCGUGGCUUCUUGGCUGUCAAAUGGAAGCGAUGCAAAUAGUCCAAGACCCAUUACAUAAUCAAAUUGUUCUCGAAAAACAAGUUGUCGAUGGCGAAACUUUGUUGGACGGAUCAGAGACCGAGUCCUCUGAUGUACUCACCUUAGGGAGUCUGUACGUACAGGAUCUGCCAAAUGGUUACAUUCUGCCCGAGAGACCAUCCUCCUUUAAUCCCAAGGCAAAGUUCCUGAACGAUGAGCGAUAUUUUAUUCAUGAUUUCCCACCCUGGCCUCUAUUUUACAUAGAGCGGCUAAAGCCAAUCCAACUGUGUCUAAUUGCAGGGAACGAACUGCCGAUUCUCGUGCGAUAUAAACCAGGGGAACAGUUGAAGAAACACUGGAGAAAGUGGCUGCCAUUCUUUCCUGAUGCUGAUACUCGUGACUUAGUUACCGAGGACACUGGUGAUAGUAAGUUUGUUACUCUAUAUCCCUUGCAGUGGCUUGCGAGAGGAAAACAUGGUGUCGAUCCAGAUGUUCAUCACAAGAUGCUCAACAAGAAUACCAUCCCAGAAAUGGGUGCCAGUUGCCCAAUCCACAUGAGUGUGAAUGACUAUACCGUGCCGUGUAUGAUCAAAGCAAGCCAUGGGCUGUCGGGAAGAGGGACCUACAUGGCCAAAACAAUGAAUGAAGCAGAGAAAAUUAUCCAUAAAUUGAAAGAUGAGGCACGAUGCUUUGAUCCAAGUAUCUCUGAAGUCAUUGAAGAGUUAACGGGAAAUUACUGUGUUCAGUUUUAUCUGUUCAAAACUGGUGAAAUUCGUUGGCUUGGUUGCUCCAAGCAGGCGGUUACCGAGGACUUUAGUUGGAACGGGGGAUACGUUGACUGGAACGAGCAGGAAUACCUCAAAGAGACCUUCUUGAGAACUGUGACGCCUGUUAGAGAAUAUCUACACAAGAAUGGCUACUUUGGGGUCGUUGGAAUCGAUGUUUUGACCAGUAAAGAGGGGCACUUUGUAGUAGAUGUCAAUCCCAGGAUCAAUGGAAGUACAACACUGCUAUUGAUCGCCCCCCACAUGGCAGUCAAGGGGUUCCCCUCCUCUGCUCUCCUCAAAAUCCCCAACAUUAAAGGCAACGAAAUCGAAAUGAUGGAAAUGUUUGACAAAAUUAACUCACUAGGGGAGGGGAUCGUCAUCAACUUGGCAAGUGUAGAGUCUCCGGAUGGACGAACCUGCGAAGGACAUGUCUGUAUGUUUUCCAAAACACAGAGAGGAGUUAUGGAUCUUAAAAGCCUCAUUAUCAACCAGUAAUUAUUCUCUGUUUAUAUGCUGUAAAAAAAUUUAUAAUUUGUUGUUAA
This is a messenger RNA of Actinia tenebrosa (Australian red waratah sea anemone), 1412 nucleotides long. RefSeq lists its product as uncharacterized. Gene Ontology annotation, molecular function: ATP binding; metal ion binding. NCBI's taxonomy places the organism in Eukaryota, Metazoa, Cnidaria, Anthozoa, Actiniaria, Actiniidae. The record is from RefSeq and is a predicted model, not a curated record.